Arachis ipaensis is the source of this 783-nucleotide messenger RNA. RefSeq names its product protein FAR1-RELATED SEQUENCE 5-like. Lineage: Eukaryota; Viridiplantae; Streptophyta; Magnoliopsida; Fabales; Fabaceae. The record is from RefSeq and is a predicted model, not a curated record.
AUGGAAUCAAAGAUUAGUGAUGAUGUUCCCAUUAUUGGCAUGGAAUUCGAGUCUUUGGAUGCAGUAAUCGAAUUCUACAAUACCUACACUAGAAGAGUUGGCUUUGACUGGAGGAAUAGGAGUUCGAAAAAGAAUGCCGAUGGGGUUGUAUGCUAUGUUAUGCUUGUCUGCAACCAGGAGGACAGAGCCGAAUCAAAAGUUGAUGAAACAAGGAAGACCUAUCCAAAAGGACCUACAUGGUGUAAAGCCAGGAUGAUUGCCUUUUCUGAUGUCGGCAGUAGUUGGAUUGUUAGGGUAGUUAAACUGAAACACUGUCAUGAUCUGGACUGCACUAAUAUGAGGUUAUUGAGGAGAAAUAAGGUUAUUUCUAUGCAGAAGCUACUUAACCAUGCCAGAGGGCCUGAUAGCCUUAGUUUUCAGGAAAAAAAUGUGAGAAAUUUCAUUGAUUUGGAUAGGAGGUCAAUUGAGAAAGGAGGCGAUGGUAAAGCAAUGAUGGACUAUUUUAGACCGAUGAAGGAGCGAGACAUUCGUUUUUACUAUGAUAUUGAUUACAAUGAAGAAUGUCAAAUUAUUCGGAUAUUUUUUCCUAAUCCUCGGAGUAUUGCCUCGUACCAGUACUUUGGAGAUGUUGUCAGCUUUGAUACGAUAUACAUAACAAAUAAGUACGACAUGUCGUUUGCUACCUUUGUCGGAGUUAACCAUCGCGAGCAAUCUGUACUUCUUGGAUGUGGGUUACUUAACUUCGAAGAGAAGGCUUCAUUUGUGUGGUUAUUUAAUUUCUAG